Molecule: messenger RNA, 2974 nt
Organism: Lycium ferocissimum
Lineage: Eukaryota; Viridiplantae; Streptophyta; Magnoliopsida; Solanales; Solanaceae
Product: BTB/POZ domain-containing protein At3g44820
Exons: 4
Coding region: 1013-2914 (633 amino acids)
Molecular function (GO): protein binding
Source: RefSeq, a predicted model, not a curated record
CCAUCCAAACAAAGUGUCACGAGACCCAAAGCCACAUUCUCAUUGGAUCCACGCUGUCCUCGAUUAAAACCCAAUUUCGCACUCCACCUGUUUGACAAAAAGCGUGAACCAAAAUCCAGUCCAUCAUAUUCCUUUUCUUCCUUUUUCCUCAUCAUUAACCAUGUCUGCUUGUCCUUCUUCACCGGCCUUUAAAACCCCUUUUGUCUCUUUUUCUACAUCCAUAUAUGUAUGAUAUAUAUGUAUAUAGGUGUUUGUACAUGUAUAUGUUAAAUAUGUAGUGACAGGUUAUGUAAAUGAAAAAAGCUACUACUAGUCAAAACCCAACUUGAAUAUUAUAAAACUUUGAGAGGAUUAUGCUUUUUUAAGCCGGUUUUUUUUUUUUUUUUUUUUUUUUUUUUUUGUGGGUUCACUUUAUACAUACGCCACAAGUAUAUAAACAUAUAUACACUGUAUAUAAAAGUAACAUACUAUUGUAUAUUAUGGACCAUACUUGUUGUGUUGUUGUUGUUGACUAAAACCCAAUUUUGCACUCUACCUGUUCGACAAAAAGCGUGAACCAAAACUCAGUCCAUUAUAUUGUAAUGGGUAUUUGCUAAAAGCAAGAAUCUUUAUGUAGAUUAUGCUUUUUUAAGCUGGUUGUUUGUUGGGUUUUUGUUGGUUCUCUUUAUACAUACACCACAAGUAUAUAAACAGUAUAUACAGUGUAUAUAAAAGUAGUAUACAAUUGUAUAUUAUGGACCAUACCUGCUAGAAGCUUAGCUGUAAGAGAAGGAAGGGGGACCAAUGAUUAUGAUUUUUGCUUUAUGUGUGUUAAUUUAAUUGAGUGGAUUCUUUGUGACUUUGACUCAUUGGAGACUUCUUCUCUUAUGUGGCUCCCAUAUUUGGUGUUUUCUUGCUUUUUUCCUUUGAUGGGGGGUUUUUAGAAUUAAUUAUGAAGAUCAUAUGGGUUUCAAAUGCUUUCAAUUGAAUUCAGGAGAAUUUUUGUCUAAGGAAAUAGAAGCUGAGUUUGUUGAUGGCACCUGCUGCAAAGGUUACUGGGUUCUACCGUGAGGGAAAUGACUGGUUUUGCAAUGCAAGUUUGGCCAGUGAUUUUACCGUGGUAGUGGAUGGAGUAAACUUCCACCUUCACAAGUUUCCACUUAUGUCAAGAUGCGGAAGGAUUGACAAAAUACUAGAAUCAGCUCAAGGUCCGCAUGAAGGGACUUUCCUGACAACAUUAGAAGACUUCCCUGGUGGGAGUGACAUAUUUUUUGUCACAGUUAAAUUCUGCUACGGUGUUCGAGUAGAAUUUACCCCAAGGAACAUAGUAAUGAUUUAUUGUGCAGCAGACUACUUGGAGAUGACGGAGGACUAUGGAGAAGAUAAUUUACUGUUGAAGGCAGAUGCUUACUUUCAUAAGAAUGUUCUAAGGAAUUGGAAAGAUUGCAUAUUAGCUCUCCAAAGUUGUGAUUCUGUCAUUCCAAGAGCAGACAAGCUAGAGAUCAUUAGUAAAUGCUUGCAUGCGCUCUCUGUGAUGGUCUGCACAGAUCCUAGUUUAUUUGGAUGGCCUAUGUUGAUGUAUGGCAGCUUACAGAGCCCUGGAGGUAGUAUAUUGUGGAAUGGAAUUAACACUGGUGCUAGAAUCCAAACCAUUGAAUCUGACUGGUGGUUCGAAGACAUUUCAUAUCUUUCUGUGCCAUUAUUUCAGAGACUAAUUCAAGCUAUGGAGGCCAGAGGUAUUAGACAUGAAAAUUUAGCAGGUGCUAUGAUGUACUACUGCAGAAAGUACCUUCCAGGACUUGGCCGGUGGCAGAGUGGGCAGCAAGGUGGUAAAACUAGAACAGUUGCUAGUUUCAGUAUGACAACACCCGCUUCUGUCGAUGAAAAAGUUCUUCUAGAAAGUGUUGUGAAACAGCUUCCUGAAUUGAAGGGAAAGUCUUUUUGCCGUUUCUUGUUGGGACUUCUGCGAGUUGCCUUGAUACUUGGUGUGAACCACACAUGCCAGGACUCAUUGGAGAGGAGAACAGGGAUGCAGUUGGACCUAGCAUCCCUAGAUGGUUUGCUGAUACCUUCCUACUCAGAUUCUGAUACAUUAUAUAACACUGACUGUGUUGAACGAAUGAUUCAUCAUUUUAUAUCUUCUGAACCGGGGAUCACUGCAACACCUGAUCCAUCUUCAUUUGAGAUAGGAACAUCACCAUCAUCCAACCCGUUAAGGAGAGUGGCGAAGUUGGUUGACAGCUAUAUUGCAGAAGUUGCAUCUGAUGUGAACCUAAAGCCGGGGAAAGUACGUUCACUUGCUGAAGCUCUUCCAGAAUCUUCAAGAUCUCUGCAUGAUGGGCUAUAUAGAGCUCUAGAUAUAUACUUUAAGGCGCACCCUUGGCUGUCAGAUAAAGAGAAGGAGCAGCUUUGCAACAUCAUCGACUUUCAGAAGCUUUCUAUUGAUGCUUGCGCCCAUGCAUCCCAGAACGAGAGAUUGCCUCUUCGGGUUGUUCUCCAAGUCCUAUUCUUCGAGCAAUUGCAGCUGAGAACAGCUCUAGCUGGUUGCCUCAACAAUUUGGAUACAGAAAGUGCGCCCGCAGCUCUUGUCACUGGGGCCCCCAGUGAUAUGGCAGGUCAAAUUGUACAGAGAGAUGGAUGGGUGACAGUCGUGCGUGAGAACCAGGGUCUAAAAGUGGACUUGGAAAGGAUGAAGUCUCGGGUUGGUGAACUUGAAGAAGAAUUCAGCAAAAUAAAACAAGAGAUGAGAAAGGUCACAAAGUCACAUAGUUACCUCAGUUCUCCACGCUUUCUUGCCCGAAGGAUUGGAUGCAAGCUACUUCCCCAAUCGUCGGAUACUCAACCAGAUGUUAUUGAAAGCACAGGUCCAUCCCCAAGAUCAUCAGUUGAGCAACCGAGAAAUUCAAGACACCGUAAAAGUUCCUCUCUUUUUUGAUUUCAUGACGACAAGAGUCAGAUUUGAUGUUCAUGCGCCUGAAGAAUGGCCUUCAUAAAU